This is a messenger RNA of Cornus florida, 4412 nucleotides long. RefSeq lists its product as uncharacterized. Gene Ontology annotation, molecular function: protein binding. The record is from RefSeq and is a predicted model, not a curated record. Gene Ontology annotation, cellular component: cytoplasmic vesicle; phagophore assembly site; TRAPPIII protein complex. NCBI's taxonomy places the organism in Eukaryota, Viridiplantae, Streptophyta, Magnoliopsida, Cornales, Cornaceae. Bases 240 to 4121 code for a protein of 1293 amino acids. Gene Ontology annotation, biological process: endoplasmic reticulum to Golgi vesicle-mediated transport; protein localization to phagophore assembly site. The transcript has 28 exons.
GUAUGGGAAGGCAGAAAGGCUUGAGCCCCAUCACAUAACGGGUCGUCGGACUAUAGUAAUUUCAAAAAGCGAUUCAUCUGGUAAUGUUAUUCGCGAAUUGGGAGGACGACCUGUGUCACUUCUUCUUCACAAGAUCUGACUUCUGAGCAUAGCCUCAAAGAAGUGAAUCUACUCACAACCCUUGUUGACCCGGUGAGUGGCGAGCGAGUGUCGCCCUCAUCACUCAUCGAACGGUCGUCAUGCUAGGGCAAUCCGAGAACAAGAUGGUGGAUCCGGCGAACUCCACCCUCGGAAGAAUGUUACUGGACGAGAUCAUGCCGGUGGUUAUGGUUCUCCGUACACCUCUCGUCGAAGAGGCUUGCCAAAAGAACGGUCUCAGUUUAGUCGAAAUGCUCAGCCCUUUCUGUGUCUUCAACAACAUCGACGUACCUGUACGGACAGCAAGUGAUCAACCUUACAGGAUCCAGAAAUUCAAGUUACGGUUAUCUUAUGCUGCUGACAUUCGGCAGCCAGAUAUAGAGGUUGCAAAGGAGCAGUUAAAACAGGUUAUUACUAAUGCAGGGGAAAGAGAUCUUUCCAACUUGUUUUCAGACCCACCUCAAAUUGAAAGCGUGCUUGCCACCUGUCAAGCUAAAAUUCUGCCAUCAUGGUUUGAAUUUUUCAACAAAGAGCUUGCACGCAUGGUCGCUUUUUCAGACCAUGAAGCUUUUGACCAUCCUGUGGCAUGUCUCUUGGUUGUUUCCUCCAAAGAUAAAGAGCCCAUCAACAAAUUUGUUGACCUCUUUAAUACCAACCAGUUACCUUCUCUUCUUAAUGAUGGUGCAAUGGAUCCAAAGAUUCUGAAGCAUUUUUUGUUAGUGCAUGAUAACCAAGAUGGUGCUUCUGAGAACACAACCAAACUUCUAGCAGAAAUGAAGAGUACAUUUGGCUCAAGUGAUUGUCGAUUACUGUGUAUUAACUCGUCUCUGGAUGGGUUAGUCGAACACCAAGAAAAUCCAUGGGCUCCUCAUGAUCCUAAUGCUGCUCCUGCUCAGCAUCAUGGUUGCUUCCUUAACAUCGAUGAUCAGGAUGAGAUGAAAAAUAUCAUGCAUGAUCUGUCAUCUAAAUACAUCAUUCCUCACAUGGAGCAAAAAGUUCGUGGUCUUAAUCAUCAGGUUUCUGCAACAAGGAAAGGUUUUAGAAACCAAAUAAAAAAUUUGUGGUGGAGAAAAGGAAAAGAAGACAUACCAGAUAACCCCAGUGGUCCUAUGUACACUUUUAGCUCCAUUGAAUCUCAAAUUAGAGUUUUGGGUGACUACGCCUUCAUGUUACAAGAUUAUGAACUUGCAUUGUCAAAUUAUCGGCUACUUUCCACUGAUUACAAGCUUGACAAAGCGUGGAAACGCUACGCUGGUGUACAGGAAAUGAUGGGACUGACUUAUUUCAUGAUGGAUCAAUCAAGGAAGGAUGCAGAAUAUUGCAUGGAUAAUGCAUUUAGCACAUAUUCAAAAAUUGGGCCGUCUGGUCAACGCAAUGCUACGCGGUGUGGGCUUUGGUGGGUAGAAAUGUUGAAGACAAGAGAUCUGUAUAAAGAGGCUGCCAGUGUUUACUUCCGCAUCUCUGGUGAGGAACCUCUACAUUCAGCUGUAAUGCUUGAGCAAGCAUCUUCUUGUUACUUAUUUUCCAAACCACCCAUGCUACGCAAGUAUGGUUUUCAUCUUGUUCUUUCUGGCGAUCUGUACAAGAAAUGCGAUCAAAUAAAUCAUGCAAUUCGCACAUAUAGAUGUGCUCUUUCUGUAUUUAAAGGAACUACGUGGAGCCAUAUCAAAGAUCACGUUCAUUUCCAUAUUGGGAAGUGGUAUGCUUUUCUUGGGAUGUUUGAUGUGUCAAUUAAACAUAUGUUGGAGGUCCUUGCCUGUGGUCAUCAAUCCAAGAUGACGCAGGAGUUAUUCCUCAGGGAUUUUCUUCAAAUUGUUCAGAAAACUGGGAAGACAUUUGAGGUAUUGAAGCUUCAGUUGCCUGUCAUCAACAUUUCUUCACUCAAGGUUAUUUUUGAAGAUCAUCGAACUUAUGCAUCACCUGCAGCCGUUAGUGUUAGAGAGAGUUUUUGGCAGUCUUUGGAGGAGGACAUCAUUCCAUCACUAUCUACCAUCAAGACUAACUGGCUAGAAUCACAACCAAAGCUUAUAUCAAAAAAGCAUAAAAGAUCAAAUAUUUGUGUGGCAGGAGAAGUAAUCAAGGUAGAUAUUGGAUUUAAAAAUCCUCUUCAAAUCACUAUUUCCAUCUCGGGUGUUUCCCUGAUAUGUGAGCAUUCUACUUCUGAUGAAAUGGAACCUGAUGCAAGUAGCUCUACUACUAAUGAGGAAAAGAAGAAGUUAACCAUGAGUAGGGAUUGGAGUGCAGACAACUCAUUUACAUUGUCUGAGGUUGACAUUUCACUGGGGGGAGGCGAAACAGUUGUGGCACAACUAAAUGUUACUCCCAGAGUAGAAGGCGUCCUAAAAAUAGUUGGUUUAAGGUGGAAGUUGUCAGGUUCAGUAGUUGGCUUUUAUAACUUCGAGCCUGAAUUAGUAAACAAGAAAGUUGCAAAGGGAAAAAGGAAAGCUAAGCAGCCUGUCAGUGACAACCUGAAGUUUGUUGUGAUUAAGAGUCUACCUAAGCUUGAGGGUUUCAUCCGCCACCUACCGAAAACAGUUUAUGCAGGCGAUUUACGGCGUCUUGCUUUAGAGUUGAGAAAUCCAUCAGAAACUUCUGUGAAGAACAUAAAGUUGAAGAUAAGCCAUCCAAGAUAUUUAAAUAUAGGGAAGAAGGAAGUUAUGAACAUGGAAUUUCCUGCGUGCCUGGAGAAGAGGGCAAAUUCUGCGGAAAGUGAGGCACAGGCCAGCACCUGUAAAACACUAGACUCUGUAUAUCUGUUUCCGGAGGACACAUCAAUUCAUGGAGAGACUCCUUUACUGUGGCCUCUUUGGCUUCGGGCUGCUGUUCCUGGAAAGAUAUCCUUGUACAUAACAAUAUAUUAUGAGAUGGGAGAUAUAUUGACUGUCAUGAGAUAUCGCACUCUACGAAUGCAUUACAAUUUAGAGGUAUUACCGUCGUUAGAUGUUUCAUUCCAAAUCAGCUCUUGUCCUUCAAGAUUACAAGAGUUCCUUGUACGGAUGGAUGUUGUCAACAGGACCAAAUCUGGGAAUUUCCAGGCUCAUCAAUUGUCAACCGUUGGGAAGGAAUGGGAGAUCUCGUUGCUUCAACCUAUUGAUACCAUUUUUCCUUCAGAGUUUAUAAUGGCUGGCCAAGCACUUUCAUGUUUUUUUAAGCUCAAGAGUGGCAGAAAAUCUUUAACUGCUGAAGAUAAGGUCUCUUCUAUUGCCCUUUUAGAGGGAACUGAUGUGAGAUUGGGUCCUGGCAGUGGCGAGUUACUGUUUGAUAUAUAUAGCUCACCUUUGGCGGAUUUUCACCAUUAUGAAAAAGCGCACCAGCGGAUGUCAGAUCAGGAUUGUCCAAAUACAGUUGACUUCAUAUUGAUCACUCGGCCGCAGAGGAGUGAUAGCGAUCCUGGACUAUCCGCCUCUGUUACUCUUUUUUCUCAUCAUGCGUGUCAUUGCAGCAUUGCAAAUGCAAGCCCGAUAUGGUGGCUGAUGGAUGGCCCUCGGACUAUACACCAUAACUUCGCUGCUUCUUUAUGCGAAAUAAAACUAAGGAUGACAGUCCACAACUCCUCAGACACCCUUGUAUCAAUACGCAUUAGCACCCAUGAUUCCGCGCCCGGUGGUAGCCCACUAAGUGAUGCAACUUCUAUACCUUCUGUGAACCAAGCAGGGUGGUAUGACAUACCUGUGCUGAACGACAUUAAAGUCACAACUGAUAUCAUCGGGAGCCGAGUUGGGAAAUCAAUAUCAGCAGAGUAUGUUUCCCCUUUCAUUUGGUCAGGUUCAAGUUCUACCCGAUUCAAACUUGAGCCAGUAUCCACAAUUGAAAUCCCUCUCCAGAUAAGUGUAUUUUCUCCAGGAACAUAUGAUUUGUCAAACUACUGUUUGCACUGGAAUAUUCAAUUUCCUGACGAAGGAAAUCGUGCAGCUGGAAUGAGAGUGUUUUCAGGAACUUGCACGGGUCACCCAUAUUACCUAACUGUGCUGCAAUCUGCUUGAGCUUUGUCGCUGUCUAUAUUUUGGCUCUCUCCGGUUUGGGAUGGGGAAAUCUUGUGUGUACUAAUUUUUUGUAUCUUCUGCUUGUAAAUUAGGGUGUUUUUAUACAACAGUAGGAAGUACAUGAAAGCAGGGUGAAAGUUGGAGACAAAUUUGGAUCAUUUUUUUUUUUUCUUAAUAAUAAUGGCAAUAAAGAUAAAGGUGAAUCAAUCGUAUUGUCAGUGUACUAUGUUUCGGCCAAUCCAAUUUGUAACGGAUUUGAGUUGUUUUUGUUGAUUCAACUUUUGAUGACAA